GCAGGUCCUCGCUCUUCGCUUCCGCCGCGGUGUGUGCCGACACUUGUGUUCCUGACUGCUGGACCUGAUACAGUAACAUGUUCUACAUGUUCGAUGGGUUCACCCGGAGGCUGGCUGGGCCAGUCACCGCCGAAGUUUACUGUCCACAGGGUCUCCGGCCAGUUGCACCUUCAGAAGCCCCAAAGUUAAUAUUUGCCACGCCGACAAAGAUCGCGUCAGAGGCUGGGAUGGCUGAGCAUUACCUCGGUGUUAACAGAGUUCCUGACUUGCAAAAGUUAUUUCAGAAAUCCGAUGGAAUUCCUGUCCAUUUGAAGAGGGGUGUCCCAGACAAGCUGCUCUACCGAACCACCAUGGCAUUAACAAUAGGAGGAACCAUCUACUGUCUAGUAGCUCUCUACAUUGCAUCCCAGCCCAGGAAUAAAAAGUGACUGGCAUCUUUGCACCCUUGAAACCCAGGAAGCAAAUGCAAGGACUCAAACUUCAGUGCUUCAAAAUGGGGAAAGGUUUAAAACCAAGUAAGAGAAUUGGCAGGUGACAAACAUCAAAACACUUCACUUGUGUCUGAUUUAAAGUUAAGGUUCACUGCGUAAUGAUAACUUACGGGGGGAAAAAAAUGGGGAAAAAAGGGCAUAUGUCGAGUCAUUACCAUUCUCUUGUCGGUGGCAGUGGGCACGUAUUUCUAAUCGGGAACAGGUAAUGAGAUCAUUUUAAAUCUUCAACGGAUCACAUUUGAGUCAACUGAGGAGCCUGUUCUCCGGGAUGCCAUGAGUUCAUGAGAAGUCUGCGUGCCAAAACAAACAUCCACAUCCCCAUUUUUCUUUACCCUGUCAAUCACUUUACCUUUAAAAAUACCGGCUCUGCAAUACAUUUAAGGUUGCCUAACUUUUGAAAAAAUCACCUCUGGUUAAAUGUGCUUCCUGGGGAAAAAAAACAAUGUUUUAAGGGACAUUUUCAACCUUUUCCUCCUUCAGUUUGUAAACAAUUAAAAAGAAAAAAUCUC
Messenger RNA from Polypterus senegalus (gray bichir), 1000 nucleotides. RefSeq names its product cytochrome c oxidase subunit 7A-related protein, mitochondrial (gene cox7a2l). NCBI's taxonomy places the organism in Eukaryota, Metazoa, Chordata, Cladistia, Polypteriformes, Polypteridae. The transcript has 3 exons. Gene Ontology annotation, biological process: mitochondrial respirasome assembly; regulation of oxidative phosphorylation; mitochondrial electron transport, cytochrome c to oxygen. Bases 78 to 428 code for a protein of 116 amino acids. The record is from RefSeq and is a predicted model, not a curated record.